AUGUUGGCGCGCAGCUCGCCAACUGCACCGUGGAUUAGAAGACCCUUAACGGCAGCUUCCACCUCGCCGUCUCCAAGUAGGAACGCGACUGGAAAUUACAAUCUGCUCGGCGAGGCGAUGCUGGUGGACGCCGCCACCCUCGACGCGCUGCUCGCCGUGCUUCCCACCGCCUCGCCUCCGCCCACCAGCGGCGGCGGGCGCAACGGCGGGGGUAGCAGCGCUGGAGGCGCGCGGAACGGGCAGGGUGGGAGGCGCAUGGGGCGGGAGCUGCUGAUGCGCGCAUUCGGCCGCACUGCUAGGCCCGGGGGUCAGAAGCAGGGGGGACAGCAGCAGGGUGGAGCGCAGCAGGCACCUGCAGUGAGCGGGUAUGCUGUGCUGGCGGCCAGCAUCGCAGCAGGUGUGACGUGGGGCGGGCAGCUCAUGGGCGCCAAGAUGCCCGCCGCUGCUGUUGAAUGCGCCACUGCCCUGCUGCUGCUGCUGCUGGUGGUGGAUCAGGAAAAUGGGUUGACAGGCAUUGCCAGUGCUGCUACUGCCGCCUUUGAGCAUUGA
This is a messenger RNA of Closterium sp. NIES-65, 549 nucleotides long. NCBI's taxonomy places the organism in Eukaryota, Viridiplantae, Streptophyta, Zygnematophyceae, Desmidiales, Closteriaceae. The record is from the annotation of a GenBank genome assembly.